AUGAGUAAAGACCGCUCAACCGAGUCGAAUGCACCUUGGGAAUUCAGGAAUACUGAUAUUUUGGGUUGUAGGUUGCCAGAAACUCGGGGACUGCGCCUACCUGAUGAGCCCCAAGAAGGGCGAAACCGGUCGUGGGCUGUCGAAGAGUUUUCAGCAACCUUGGACGGGGAAGCACUAGACUCGAACCCAUCAGCAGAGCAAAGUCGGGGAUCGAACUGCGGACAUUCGACCUGCGAGUUGAGCGUGUUAUCAUUACCCCAUCAGCGCAAAUUAGACACCUGUCCAAAUAGGUGA
This is a messenger RNA of Opisthorchis viverrini, 294 nucleotides long. RefSeq lists its product as hypothetical. Lineage: Eukaryota; Metazoa; Platyhelminthes; Trematoda; Opisthorchiida; Opisthorchiidae. The record is from RefSeq and is a predicted model, not a curated record. The coding region runs from base 1 to 294 and encodes 97 amino acids. The transcript is spliced from 3 exons.